UUUUUCUGAGUCCUUCCAAUUUUUUUUCAGAUAAUAAUAUCCACCACUGCAUCCAAGUUGCGCUGACAGACUUCCCUGUCAGCUCCGAGGGAAUGACCAGAAUCUAAUGCGAGCCUUCUGACUCCUGGAUCUGUUUAGAUGCGUGCCCUAUAUUUUUAAGUCAUUGUGGAGUGUUUUCCUUUGAAAGAUUGUUUGCAACAAAAGAUGCCUGGGAUCAUGUCAUCCAGCAGCACAUCGUCGCCCAACUCCGGCUCUCUUCCCCCCUCCUCCUCCUCCUCAGCCGUCUCCUCCUCAGCCUCCUCCUCCUCCUCCUCCUCAGCCUCCUGCUCCUCGGCUUGCUGCUGCAGCCGCUCCACUUUCUGCAAGAACUACGACCUGGAGUACGACUCCUACCAGCCCUACUUCUACCCGGACGACUACGGCCCCGAGGCUGACUUCUACCCGCCGAGUGAGGACAUCUGGAAGAAGUUCGAGCUGCUGCCCACGCCCCCGCUCUCCCCCAGCCGUGUGGGCUGGUGCGGGGCCGCGGCUCCCGGGGACGAGGACUGGGUGUCCGAGCUGCUGCUGCUGCAGGAGGAUGAGUGCGGCGAGGACGGUCCGCUGGCCGCCGAGCCGGGCGUUGCUGCGGCCAGGGGCGGAGGGGCGGUGGUGGCGGGGGGCGGCGGAGGAGCGAGUGGUGGAGCCGGAGGUUGCACCGGCACCGUUGUGGGGGUCGCCGGCAGCGGCAGCAGCAAGAACCUGCUCAACGCCAUCGUCCUGCAGGACUGCAUGUGGAGCGGCUUCUCGGCCCGGGAGAAGCUGGAGAAGGUGGUGACCGAGAAGCUGUACGCGGCGCAGCAGGACAAAGCUGCCAGCCCUGGGGGAGCUGGUGCAAUGGGCACCCUCUCCGCUGCUGCUGCUGUGGCCGGGGCAGCCCCCACCUCUUGUUGCCCCGCAGACGCGGCGGGCGGUAGCAGCAGCAACAGCGGCAGCGGCAGCGGCAUCAGCAACACCGCCCUGUGUGCCCAGGGACCGGGCAGCAGGCACUCCAGCCAUGGCGAGCUGCAACACCCCGCCACCCAGUGUGUCGACCCAGCCGUGGUCUUCCCCUUCCCGCUGAACCGAGGCGCGGCUUCCCGGGGAGGGGCGGCACCCGAGCCCGCCUCUUCGCUCGCCAGCUCCGGCAACGAGACCCCCAGCGAUUCCGAGGAGGAGGAAGAUGAUGAUGAGGAGGAAGAGGAGGAGGAAGAAGAAGAAGAAGAAGAGGAGGAGGAGGAGGAGGAAGAGGAUGAGGAGGACGAGGAUGAGGAGGAUGAGGAAGAGGAAGAGGAAGAAAUCGAUGUGGUUACUGUGGAAAAGCGCCGGUCAUCCUCCAGCAAGCAUGUGACCACCCUGACUGUGACUGUCCGCUCCCACAGCUCUGGCUGCGGCUCCACGAAGACCCACAACGCCUCUCUGUUGAAGAGGUGCGCCCCCAUUCAUCAGCAGCACAACUACGCCGCACCUUCGCCCUACACAGAGUGCGACGAGAUGCCGCCCCUGAAGAAGGUGAAGAGUGAGGCCAUCCGCCUGGCCAAGCAGGUGCCCCCCCCCAGAUCCAAGAGCGCCAGCCCCCGCGGCUCUGACUCCGAGGACAACGAGCGGCGGCGCACUCACAACAUCCUGGAGCGCCAGCGGAGGAAUGACCUGCGCUCCAGCUUCCUCACCUUGCGGGACCAGAUACCUGAGCUGGUGAAAAACGACAAGGCAGCAAAGGUUAUCAUCCUGAAAAAAGCCACAGACUAUGUGCGGGCUCUCCAGUCUGAAGAGCAGAAACUGUUGUCAGAGAAAGAGAAACUGAAAGCCAAGCAGCAGGUGCUGGUAAAGAGACUGGAAGAAAUAAGGACUCGCUAGGCUGAGGGAGGCAGCCCCAACUGGUUGAAUGCCACUUUUGCACAUUUUAGACGUCAAGAAUGUUUCAGAAUUUUUUUCCUGGGUUUUCAAUCCAGCCGCAUUCAAACAUGGACAAAAUACUUCUAGAGCCGUAGAGGUACAUGUAUGUGUGAAUGGAAAUCAUUUCAAAACCAAUGUAAAUACCAGUUUAACAAUCGCCUUUUUCAUGUGAUGGUCUGGGUUAAAAGAAAAAAAAAGCCACAGCCUAUGCUGCCGUUUUUGGACUGGAAUUUUAUACAGAAUAAUACCUCAACGUUUGAGGAGCAUGAAUUUUUCCUAUAAAGACUUCUUGUUAAUCCUUGUUAUGUACUGUACUAAUUCUUACACUGCCUGUAUCCUUAGUGUGAUGCUGAUACAUGACUAAAUUUGAUACCUAUAUUUUCGUAUGAAAAUGAGUUGUGAAAGGUUUGAGUAGAUAUUACUUUAUCACUUUUGACUAAAAUUUCUUUUGUACAGAAAUUACUAUAUAUGCCUUUUACCUAGCCUCUCUCUGUUUGUGUUGCUGUUGGGUUCCUAGAACUGGGUAAUUGGCUGAGUUAUGUGUUUUUCAUUAUGUACAUAUAGUGCUGCAACUUAUAGCACUUUUGAAAUACCUCAAGUUUAUGAAAAUAAAUCCUAUGAAACUAACUGCC
This is a messenger RNA of Leucoraja erinaceus (little skate), 2543 nucleotides long. It is a transcript of the gene mycn, whose product is annotated as MYCN proto-oncogene, bHLH transcription factor. Gene Ontology annotation, biological process: regulation of transcription by RNA polymerase II. The transcript is spliced from 3 exons. The record is from RefSeq and is a predicted model, not a curated record. Gene Ontology annotation, molecular function: protein dimerization activity; RNA polymerase II cis-regulatory region sequence-specific DNA binding; DNA-binding transcription factor activity, RNA polymerase II-specific. Bases 205 to 1872 code for a protein of 555 amino acids. Lineage: Eukaryota; Metazoa; Chordata; Chondrichthyes; Rajiformes; Rajidae.